Molecule: messenger RNA, 1674 nt
Organism: Diaporthe amygdali
Lineage: Eukaryota; Fungi; Ascomycota; Sordariomycetes; Diaporthales; Diaporthaceae
Exons: 4
Coding region: 1-1674 (557 amino acids)
Molecular function (GO): protein binding
Source: RefSeq, a predicted model, not a curated record
AUGGACGAGGUCAACGGGCCAUGGCCUGUGGAUGCAGGCUGCCUACCCGAGCGUCUUCCUCGAGACUCGACUAUGGCACGGCCAGGCUUGAUCUCCCUGCCCGACCUCCCCUCGGAGCUCAUCAACUACAUUCUUUCUUACCUGUCGCCUUUCGACCUCGUUUCCGUCUCCCUCACGAACCACGUGCUCAGAGCCCACUCUCUUGUCGACCACUUGUGGCAGGAUCUUGUCCAGUCUAACGUGCCUGGCAUCAGGCUCACGACCCCGGGCCCAUGUGCAUCUUUCCGAGAGCUAUACAUCGCACACGAUCCGCGCUGGUUCCUCACAAAAUACAAGGUCUGGUUUUGCGACCGGGACCUGACCGGGAAGCUGGUCAUUAUUCGCUACGAUGAGCGUCGCGGCGUCAUCGAGGGCUAUCAACUCUUGGCCAACCGGCCGAUAGCUUCCACCAACACCAGCCACCAGAGCUUGAGCGAGCAGGAGCUUGUCAUCCACGAGUUUGAGCCAGAACUGAAGUUGCACCUGGACAAGCCUGUGCUGCAGAUGAGGGCCAACAGUCUUGAAAAUGCCAUCCGCGCUACUACCGGGAGGUCGCCAGCACCCUCUUACAAGAUCCCUUCCAGCACAGUCCCUUGGCCCAGCGGCUUCUCGUCAGCCGUGGACCAGGCCUCAACAAGUACCCACCUCAACCGGUUCUCCGCGGAAACUCCCAUGCCGCUGGACAACAGGUUCACUGACACUAUGUUCAACACCUUCAUACUGGCUCGCUCUCUCCCAGAGACUCUAGCCAACGAGCGCCAGCUCCUACCUUUUCCUUAUGGUAAUACCUGGCCGCCCCCCGCCAUUCCCGCCCCCAGCAGGGUAUCUGCAGGCGACCUGAUCGGCCCUGAAGAUAGGCCUACAACCAGGGCUGAGAUCAACGAAAGGUCGUUCAGAAUCCGCUCGUGGAUAGAAAUGCGGCCCGCUGGGCUGCGUGGGGUGUCGAUGGGCUGGAUCGGGCCCUCUCUUCUCGGGGACAACGACUGGCCCGCUAACAACGCUGUCUUUGGACAGGCUUCUCGGGCCUGGUUGUCGAAUUACAUCCCCGGGAUGCACCCCUCCAUGAGUACGCACAUCGGCGACCAGAUUACCACGUAUUCGACUCUGGACCCUGAACUAUAUACCCCGACCACCGACCAGCCCUGGAAGGGGAUAUGGGUAGGUGAUUAUAGCGCUCACGGGUGCGAGUUUCUGCUCAUUACCCAGACUCACUUAACCCAAUUUGACGAGACGGCCUUUGAUGCGACGCGGGCCGAAGAUGAGUCUUCCGCAGAGUUCGAACAGCGUAAGACGGACGCCAGAAGAUUUCGUGGCCGCCUUGAGGCUGUCAAGCUGACCGGGGACCCCAACGUGCCCCGCGGUGAAUGCACCUUUGUAGCGGAAGACCUUGGCGAUGAAGGAUUUGUGACUAUGAUCGACGAGGAGCCUUUCAGGGACAAGUACAUCAGGUCCCAGUUGCUCCUGAUUUCUGAGAGCAGGCUGGCCCAGUACUGGGUUGGGUUUGGUCAUAUCAGUUUCUUUGAGAAGGUUGACAUCGACCAAUUUCUGGCGAUGAUGCUGCACCUCCUCAGGGCUUCGGGGUGCCGUUUUCAGAAGCGUUGCUUCACCCCAGCCGACCUGUCCAGUAUGCGCUAG